AUGGCCAGUCCUGGUGUGAACAGAGGUCAUCCAGACAGCGCCCUAGGUGCUCCCUCAGACUCGGAGACGGGCCUUCAUUCUGCUGCCGAGCGCGUCCUUGGAACACCGGAGUUGCUCAGAGCGAUACACGAGGUGUUCCAGAUUGGAUGGGUCUCAGACGAGGAACGCGAGAGAGACGCCCUUGUGCGGAACGCGAAAAGGGUAGACCUAGCAUCGUGCGCGCGAGUCUCUCGCCGUUUCUCUGAGCACGCGCUCGACGUCUUGUGGAGGACCCUCGACACAACUCUCCCAUUGCUCAGGGUCUUGCCGCCGUUCUACCUCAUAGAAGGCUACACAUGGGCAUUAGCCCGGGAGAUCACCACCGCGGAAUGGGCACGCUUUCAGACGUAUGCUCUCCGGGUCCGUGGGUUGCGGUUUGAGCUACCGCGCGUCGAUCCUUUAAUCUGGACGCUGCUCGCCCGACACUACCAUAGCCGACCCAUCCUCCCGAACCUCAGGGUCAUCUCAACUAUGGAACUUACCACCGAGCACGUCAGCGCCAUGGUCCAAUUCCUCUCUCCUGGUCUUUGUGCAGCAUCCAUAUCCUUUGAGGCACCCCUGGCACACACUACUUUCUCUACCCCUCUCCCAGUGGUCGGCAAUGCAUCAGGGCUUCUGUUCAAAGCCCUCUCUGACAUUGCGCCCCGUCUCACUACACUCCAUUGGAGUGCCCCGGCGUCCCUGGCCAUGCGCCACUCGGGGUACAUGCUUGACAUAAACCGCUUCGAGAGGUUGACGUCCUUUACAGGCGGCGAUUUCGUCGUCGGUCUCUCUCUCGUUCUCGGACUGUCCACCAUCAAGUCGCUAUCACAUCUAUCGCUCUCCAUACAUUUUUCGGAUGCGGAAUACGCCACACUCCCCGAUGGUCUCGACCCCUUGGCGGCCUUCCAAAAACUACGCACCCUCAACUUGGGUGGUCGAGCGCGAGACAUAGUCAGGAUGAUGUCUUGUAUGCGCCCAGCAUCACUCGAGGAGCUUGCGCUCAACCUCGGCACAGUCCCUAUCACGAUCGCAACCCCCGGCGCGCUCCUCUCCGAACUCUGUCAACAUCUCCCACAGUCGCUGGUCAGCGUCACGCUCGCAAGCAUCUCCGUCACAUCGCCUACAGCCGAUUCCGGGUUCGAGCUCCACGACUAUAUAAACCCCCUCCUGUCCUUCAGGAACCUACUGCACUUCGGGCUCACACACGAAGAUCCCAUGCUGCAGACGACGGACCUUGGGCUGUCUCUGCUCGCCGAGGCCUGGCCAAAGCUCCAGUCCAUGCGAAUAGACCUGCCACACACUGCCGCGGCUCGCACGGCCAGACCCACGGUGUGCGCGCUGGUCGCGUUUGCGCAACGGUGCCCGGAGCUGUACAGUUUGAGCCUGUGCGGCCUCGAUGCCCGGUCGCUGCCGCCCGAUGCGUCCGUCCCGGUCUUGAACCAUCCGUUAGAGCACAUUUGCUUGAAGCUGCUGGCCUUCGACGCCGGGAACGACGAGCAGGCCGUGCGUUUCGCAAUCACGCUCGACCAGAUGUUCCCUCGCCUCGUCGACGUUUACAUCUCCGACAACGUGCAGAAUACGUAUCAGCGACACCCUGGGCCCACUUCCAGUCGGUUGGUGCAGCAGUUCUUGAAGGCUAUACGAAGCGGCCGCAAGCACGACAGAAUGCUCAGGGAACGGAGUACCUCCCUGCUGGGCUUGGGGCCUGGACCCACGGUCGAAGAUGGAAGUGAACCGGGGGGAUCGUCAUAUGCAUCUUAG
Molecule: messenger RNA, 1782 nt
Organism: Trametes versicolor FP-101664 SS1
Lineage: Eukaryota; Fungi; Basidiomycota; Agaricomycetes; Polyporales; Polyporaceae
Exons: 2
Coding region: 1-1782 (593 amino acids)
Source: RefSeq, a predicted model, not a curated record